Cryptococcus amylolentus CBS 6039 is the source of this 1957-nucleotide messenger RNA. RefSeq lists its product as hypothetical. The transcript is spliced from 10 exons. Gene Ontology annotation, molecular function: UDP-glycosyltransferase activity. Bases 126 to 1454 code for a protein of 442 amino acids. The record is from RefSeq and is a predicted model, not a curated record. Lineage: Eukaryota; Fungi; Basidiomycota; Tremellomycetes; Tremellales; Cryptococcaceae.
GAGGCUCGGAAAUGAGCGUUUAGUGCGCGGUGGUGUCAAUUGCGAGCUGCACAUAUAUAAGUACCUCAAGCAAGGACGGCCAUUCCCCUGAUCUCUCAACCCCUCACCAGCUUACUUAGGCCGACAUGACGCUCAUACCUGCAGACGAUACCGCCCCGAAGCAUCUGGUCCUUGUGCCAGUCGCCAUGUGGGGCCACAUUCGUCCUCUCCUCCAUCUCGUCGUCAACCUCCUCACCCUCCACCCAAACCUCCACGCCACCUUCCUGCUCACCCCCUCCAUCGCCCCGCGUCUCGAGAAAGAUCUCGAGCACCUCACGAGCCAUCUCGGACAGCAGUCUGUCGUCGACAUCUCAACUGGUUCCAAGCCCAUCGCCGAAAGGCUGCAGACCUUUACAUGUGCGCAUGAAGGGACUGAGCCCUCCAAAGAGUUUACGCCGGAUGUCAUGAAGAAGGAAGGUGUGGAUUUCGCCAAUGUGCUGCCAGGCAUCAUCAGUGGCUUGUACGACGGCAAGCACAACAUUGGAGGAACCUUGAACAAGUUCGAGGGCUUGCCUCCCACCUUGUUCCUAUUCGAUAUGUUCCAAACCUUGAUUCCAGACCUCAUGGUCAACACUCUUGGUCCUCUCAACAUCCCUGUCCCUCCUCUGGUCAUGUUCUGCCCUAGCUCUCCUGCCCACGUAUGGCAUUCGUUCAGCCCCGAAGAACGAGGAGGUACCUUUGGCAGAAUGCUGCGUUUGGCGGAGGAAGAUAUUGCAAAGGGCGUAGACUCCAUUGAAGCGUUCGAGAGGUAUGGGUUCAAGGGCACUGGGCAAGUGGCUGCCCUUCCAGGUCUGCCUGUCAAGUAUGACUACGAAUGGUGGCCGCAUGGUGAUACAGUCGUGCUUGGUGGCCAGGUUCUUGCAGCUACCUUGCCCGCAUAUAGGGCCUUCCUGCACAAAAACACAGUCGGUAUAACCAUGGCAUUCACUGGCGAACUGGAGCCAGAGGCAGUAGCCGCCUUGGAGUCGGAGCUCGGCAAGACCAUCUUUACCGUCGGCCCUCAGUUCCCGGAAGAGAUGUGGGAAGAGGACUUCUCCGUUAAAGCAGACAGCGAUGACGACCGGAGGGUUGUCGCUUUCCUUGACCACAUGCAAGAGAAGCAUGGCUCAAGGAGCGUAUGCUACAUCAGCUUCGGGUCCCUCUUCUUCCCUCUCUUGCGCCCCGAGCUCAUCCGCUAUAUCCUCCAGACAUUACAGGAGUCCGGCAUUCCCUUUGUCUUUGCCUACGCUUCCGGCGUCGCACCUGUACCUCCCGAGCUCAUUGAAGAAUUCGUCGGGCUGGAAGACGCUUGCUUGGUCAAGUUUGCGCCUCAGUGGGCCGUCUUGAAACACGCCGCCACCGGGUUCUUUAUUACUCACUGUGGCAGUAACAGUACCCACGAGGUAAGUUGUGAUGAUCGGCACCGCAUGCACUAGCUGAUGCCCAGCGACAGACCAUCUUGGCCGAAGUCCCAAUAGUCUCCAUGCCCUUCAUUGCAGACCAAGGCGAGAUCGCAGCCCUUCUCACCGAAGUUCUCCAUGUCGGCAUCGACCUCAAGCAGACCAAGACUUUCACCAAUCCCCCAUUCAAUAAACUGUACGACGGUACCGUCAUUGUGGGCACUGAAGUAGCGAUCAAGGACGAGAUGAAGACCGUCUGGGAGAGGAUGAAGGGGAAAGAAGGGGAGGAGAUGAGGAAGAGAAUGGGCGAGGUGAAGAAGACGUUGAGGGAGAGUAUCACGAAUGGAAGGGGAAAGCGGGAUAUGAUGAAGUUGGGCCAGUGUCGUUGGUAGUGAUUGGCCUCGACUCGUCGCAUGUCGUGGAUUCGAUUUUGUAGCAUACGUGCCUUUAGCCAUAGGCCUUUGUGAAUGAGACAUAACAAUGAGACAGACGACAGAGCGGAGUACGAUACAAAAUGCAUCAUCUAAAGGCGUGGUCGG